AUGGAACAUCAAAAGGAACAUUUUCGUCAUAUUUUACUUUUUUAUUUCCGCAAAGGGAAAAACGCAUCGCAAGCUCACAAAAAGUUAUGUGCUGUUUAUGGUGACGAAGCCUUAAAAGAACGGCAAAAUUGGUUUGCCAAAUUUCGUUCUGAUGAAGAACGCUCUGGUCGUCCAGUUGAAGUUGAUGACGACCUUAUCAAAGCAAUAAUCGAUUCGGAUCGUCACAGUACAACACGUGAGAUCGCAGAGAAGCUCCAUGUAUCACAUACAUGCAUUGAAAAUCACUUAAAACAGCUUGGCUAUGUUCAAAAACUUGAUACAUGGUUUUUUGCUAAUAAAAACCAGAAGUUUUAUGAACGUGGGAUUAUGAUGCUGCCUGAAAGAUGGCAAAAGGUCAUUGAUAAAAAUGGGCAAUACAUUACAGAAUAA
Messenger RNA from Cooperia oncophora, 429 nucleotides. The record is from the annotation of a GenBank genome assembly. NCBI's taxonomy places the organism in Eukaryota, Metazoa, Nematoda, Chromadorea, Rhabditida, Trichostrongylidae.